Molecule: messenger RNA, 1917 nt
Organism: Habropoda laboriosa
Lineage: Eukaryota; Metazoa; Arthropoda; Insecta; Hymenoptera; Apidae
Gene: Taz
Product: tafazzin homolog
Exons: 7
Coding region: 245-1099 (284 amino acids)
Biological process (GO): inner mitochondrial membrane organization; cardiolipin acyl-chain remodeling
Cellular component (GO): mitochondrial membrane
Molecular function (GO): 1-acylglycerophosphocholine O-acyltransferase activity
Source: RefSeq, a predicted model, not a curated record
GGAACGGGAUGGGGCUAUUCGUACAGUCGUAUUUUAUUGGUCGCGAAGUUCCGGCCGUGUUCGCCAGCGUUCGGGUAACCACGUGACGGUUAUCGGGAAAUAUGGCGUGAAGUUGGCACGAAGAUGGUUGUCGUGAGUUACGAAAGAGUAGACGAUUUCUCGCGGGGAAGGCGCUUCCCUAUCGUCCGGAAAAAGUGUCGCACUGCUAUUUUUUCCUUCGAUCUGGCCACCAGAAGACAGUGCGAUGGUAUACGAUAUCAAAUGGAUCAUACCGCAGCUUCGAAAUCCAAGCAGUCUCUGGAACAUUGCGAGUAGUAUAACCUGUGUAGCAGUAGGGAUUGUCUCUAAAAUCAUUAUAGGUAGAGUUGUGUACGCGUUACCGCCCAUUGAAGGGCACAGGAAAUCAGUGAUUGGCCCUAGGUGGCCUUUCAAAUGGCUGAACAGAACGACGGUGUACAACAAGCGUAUCAUCGAACGAGCGUUACACAGACGGCCGAAAAAUGUGCCUCUCAUCACCGUGUCGAAUCAUCACAGUUGUUUCGACGAUCCGGGCAUAUGGGCGUCCCUGAGCAUGAAGAACUUGCUGAAUCCACGUAAGGUCAGAUGGUCGCUUGCCGCCCACGACAUUUGUUUCACCAAGUCCUGGCACUCGUACUUCUUUAUGCUGGGCAAAUGCAUUCCCGUGAUCAGAGGUGGCGGUGUCCAUCAGGAGGCCAUGGAUUUCUGCAUCGAGAAGUUAGCCGCAGGGGAAUGGAUUCAUGUAUUUCCCGAGGGGAAAGUAAACAUGCUUAAAGAAAAUAUGAGAUUGAAGUGGGGCGUUGGAAGGUUAAUAAUGGAAUCACCCGUUACACCAUUAGUGAUACCAAUUUAUCACCUUGGCAUGGACGAAGUGCUCCCUAACGAGCCACCGUACGUGUUGAGGAUCCGAAAAAAGGUCACCAUGAACUACGGUGACCCUAUAGAUUUUAGCGAAUUACUACAACAAUUCCGUUCGUCGAAAAUGAGCGAGAUGGAAGUGAGAAAAGCAAUCACAGAUCGUAUUCAAGGAGAACUUCGAAGACUCCAGGAGGCCACGACAGAGCUUCACAAAAAUUCAUGAUGUUUAAACGGGGGACAUCGGCAUUGUCACCCCGAUUAGCUUUAAUUUGCCAAAAAGUCAAACUAAUUUUAACAGGACAAUAGGUGAUGCUUAUGUUUGAUCUUUUUUUUAAAUCGAAAAGGUCCACCUAUUAAUGACAAUAAUAGUAAUACUUACGGAAUUGUGCAAUGUAAUGCACGUAUCGGGCAGUAGUGAAUUAGUUUUGUUUUUUUUUCUUUUUAUACGAGAAGAAAAGAACGCUGUGCCCAUGACACUUUUUCUGGGGGGGAUUUUAAUUUAAAUACGAGUCGUCUUGACUUAAGAAUGCCAUAUUCGUUUCACGGUUACACCAUCGCGUACAUAGCAAUGUAUAUACAUACCUACGUACACAUAGAAUGGAUCGUAGUAUGUUACAUAAAGACACACAACGAUUGUUUAUAGAAAAAAUUUUAACAUAGUCACAAAUUACGAAAGCUAAUGAACAUAAUACUGAAACUGUGCCACUGUACUGCAUGUGACUGUUUAUAUUUUCAUGCUGACUUUUUCGUGUCAUAAAGCUUCAUAAUUUGUGAUCACACAACUGAUAAGCGUAACACAAUAUUGUACGGAUCACCCAACAUGUUCUGCGUAUACUGAACACUUUUGUAUGGCUCCACAUAAGUUGAAUAUAAUUAUACUAAACAAAAAAAGAGAAAACAAGGAUUUUGAACAGAACAACUGAGACUAAGUCGGAUUCGAUUGAAACCCAACUUUCGUAUACAUUAAAAACGCUUAACCAUCGAGGACCAAAAGAUCAAAUUGCAGUGAUUACCGAUUAAUCAUCGUACAUUUAGACAGCU